This is a messenger RNA of Emys orbicularis (European pond turtle), 4047 nucleotides long. RefSeq names its product receptor-type tyrosine-protein phosphatase eta-like. The record is from RefSeq and is a predicted model, not a curated record. Gene Ontology annotation, molecular function: protein tyrosine phosphatase activity; protein binding. The transcript is spliced from 26 exons. Gene Ontology annotation, biological process: peptidyl-tyrosine dephosphorylation involved in inactivation of protein kinase activity. Bases 1 to 4047 code for a protein of 1348 amino acids. NCBI's taxonomy places the organism in Eukaryota, Metazoa, Chordata, Testudines, Emydidae. Gene Ontology annotation, cellular component: signaling receptor complex.
AUGACGGAAAAAGAGAGUUCGAAGGAGGAUAAUGGGGUAGAAGACUUGCAGAUAUUUACAGGGAGUGCCUCCCAAGCUCGAAGGACAGCAUGGCAGAAAUCUUUUCUUUCAUCAUUUCAGGAAGACCCCAAAGAAGAUUGCGAGGCUCCGUUGCCAAUCAAACCUGCAGCUGCCUGCUUUGAAGAUUGCAACUCAAUAAAUGUAAAUGCAACGACGACAGAAAUCAAUAUUGACACAAAAGAAAACUUAACAAUAAGCAAUGUAACUUUUGCAAAUGGAACACUGUUCCGGGAUUCACCACUGACCAAUUCGACAGGAGGUCUUUCCCCUGGUGUACAAUACAUUAUCAACUUCCAAAAUAAUACAGAAUCAUGCUGCAAAAACAUUACAAAGCCCAGUCCAGUUUUUGACAUCGAGCCCACAAGUAUCGGCACAGAUCAAGUGACCUUAACGUGGAAAAACAAUGACACUGCUGCUCCUAAUUACACAUAUGUGAUACACAUUGAUGGGAAUGGAAUUUCUCCUACUCGGAACCAAACCUCCCAAAACAAAAGUGCUGUAAUUGUGGGAUUACAGCCUGGUACCCUUUAUAACUUCACAAUAGUUCCACUAGCAGCGGAUAACACGACUGAAGGAGACUCAAAAGUCAUACACAUCUAUACAAAGCCCAGUCCAGUUUUUGACAUCGAGCCCACAAGUAUCGGCACAGAUCAAGUGACCUUAACGUGGAAAAACAAUGACACUGCUGCUCCUAAUUACACAUAUGUGAUACACAUUGAUGGGAAUGGAAUUUCUCCUACUCGGAACCAAACCUCCCAAAACAAAAGUGCUGUAAUUGUGGGAUUACAGCCUGGUACCCUUUAUAACUUCACAAUAGUUCCACUAGCAGCGGAUAACACGACUGAAGGAGACUCAAAAGUCAUACACAUCUAUACAAAGCCCAGUCCAGUUUUUGACAUCGAGCCCACAAGUAUCGGCACAGAUCAAGUGACCUUAACGUGGAAAAACAAUGACACUGCUGCUCCUAAUUACACAUAUGUGAUACACAUUGAUGGGAAUGGAAUUUCUCCUACUCGGAACCAAACCUCCCAAAACAAAAGUGCUGUAAUUGUGGGAUUACAGCCUGGUACCCUUUAUAACUUCACAAUAGUUCCACUAGCAGCGGAUAACACGACUGAAGGAGACUCAAAAGUCAUACACAUCUAUACAAAGCCCAGUCCAGUUUUUGACAUCGAGCCCACAAGUAUCGGCACAGAUCAAGUGACCUUAACGUGGAAAAACAAUGACACUGCUGCUCCUAAUUACACAUAUGUGAUACACAUUGAUGGGAAUGGAAUUUCUCCUACUCGGAACCAAACCUCCCAAAACAAAAGUGCUGUAAUUGUGGGAUUACAGCCUGGUACCCUUUAUAACUUCACAAUAGUUCCACUAGCAGCGGAUAACACGACUGAAGGAGACUCAAAAGUCAUACACAUCUAUACAAAGCCCAGUCCAGUUUUUGACAUCGAGCCCACAAGUAUCGGCACAGAACAAGUGACCUUAAUGUGGAAAAACAAUGACACUGCUGCUCCUCUUUACACAUAUGUGAUAUACACUGAUGGGAAUGGAAUUUCUCCUAUUCGGAACCAAAUCUCCCAAAACAAAAGUGCUGUAAUUGUGGGAUUACAGCCUGAACCCAGUGCAGUUUCCAACCUCAAAGUUAUAAAUGUCAGCACAACAGAAGUAACCUUGACAUGGCAAAACAGUGAUGCUGAGGCUUCUAAGUACACUUAUAGGAUACUCUAUGAAGUUUAUGGAACUUCAUCUCCAGAAAACAUCACUUCUCCAAACAAGUCUGCUACCAUUACAGGAUUAAAACCUGGUACCUUGUAUGCAAUUACAGUCUUCGCACAAGUUGCAGGGACUGAAGGAGACUCCACCACCACAAAGACCUAUACAAAGCCCAGUCCAGUUUUUGACAUCGAGCCCACAAGUAUCGGCACAGAACAAGUGACCUUAACGUGGAAAAACAAUGACACUGCUGCUCCUCUUUACACAUAUGUGAUACACACUGAUGGGAAUGGAAUUUCUCCUAUUCGGAACCAAAUCUCCCAAAACAAAAGUGCUGUAAUUGUGGGAUUACAGCCUGGUACCCCUUAUACCUUCACAAUAGUUCCAGUAGCAGUGGAUAACACGACUACAGGAGACUCAGCAGUCAUACACAUCUGUACAAAUGCUGCACCAGUGUCUUCAUUUAACUGUAUACCAGUGACUAAAGAAGCUAAGUUAACACUAAAGUGGGAGCGCCCUGCUGGUGACAGUACUAACUUCACCAUUAAGACAUUCAGUGAUGCCUGGAGCAAUGAAACACUGGUUUUGGCUGGCAACCUAGGUACAACUGUAACAAAUUUAAAUUAUUCCACCUCCUACAAUGUUCGUAUUAUAACCCGUUCAUGUGGGAAAGAAAGCCUUCCAAAUCAAACAACAUGUGUUACAAGUAUCACUGACCCACCUGCUCCAGUAGAAAAGCCUAAUAUUACGUCAAUCACUCACAACUCCUUUAAAAUUCAGUUCAGUGGGUUUGUGUCAAAAAAUGGACCGCUAAAGGCCUAUGCAAUAGUAAUCACAACAGAUAAAGAAGGCAAUAAACCUACAAAUAGCAUCUUGAACUAUACAUACAAUGACUUCAAGGAAAAGAAAACAAACACUUACAUAACAGAUGUCAUAAACACUACGCAAAUGAGAGCCUUUUCCUCCCGUUCAGAUAGUUCACAAUAUGAAAUGGAAGUAGGAAAUACAGUCACAUCGGAUGGCUAUACCAAUGCACGGCUGGAACCACUUGGUUCAUACCGGGCGAGUGUUGCAGGUUUCACUAAAAUCGAAUUUAACAAUGGUAUUGUUGAAGAGAGAAGCUAUGUAUCAUUUACACCUUAUUCUCAGGCAAUUACAUUACCCCAGGAUCCAGGUGUCAUCACUGGAGCUGUUGUUGGAUGUAUUUUGGGUGCUGUGGCUAUAGCUACUGUAGUGGUAUUCGUUUUCUGGAGACGGAGAAGGAAAGAUGGAAAAAAUAGUGAGCUGCCCUUUUCUCCAAUUAGACCCAAGAAAUCCAAGUCAAUUAAAGUUGAAAACUUUGAGUCCUACUUUAAGAAACAGCAAGCUGACUCGAACUGUGGAUUUGCUGAAGAGUACGAAGAACUCAAGUCGGUGGGCAUUCAUCAGCCUAAAUUUGCAGCUGAACUUACUGAGAACAGAGGGAAAAAUAGGUACAAUAAUGUCUUGCCGUAUGACAUUUCCCGUGUUAAACUUUCGAUCCAAAACCAUCCCACUGAUGAUUAUAUUAAUGCAAAUUAUAUGCCCGGAUACAACUCCAAGAAAGAAUUUAUUGCUGCACAAGGCCCCUUACCCAACACUGUGCAAGACUUCUGGCGCAUGAUUUGGGAAAAAAAUAUCUAUGCUAUUGUUAUGUUAACAAAAUGUGUUGAACAAGGCAGGACAAAAUGUGAGGAAUAUUGGCCAGACAAAGGAUCCAACUAUUACGAUGACAUUACUGUAACAUUGGUCUCAGAGUAUGUCCUUCCAGAAUGGACAAUAAGAGACUUCACAGUGGAAGACAGGGAUGCAACUGAAAGCCACUCUGUACGCCAGUUCCAUUUCACUUCCUGGCCUGACCAUGGUGUUCCAGAGACAACAGACCUUCUGAUUAACUUUAGACAUCUGGUACAGGAAAACAUUAGACAAAAUCCCCCAGAUUCUCCUACUCUGGUGCACUGCAGUGCUGGUGUUGGCAGGACAGGUACUUUCAUUGCAAUUGACCGCCUGAUCCAGCAAAUAGAAAUGGAUAACAUCAGUGAUGUGUAUGGAGUAGUAUAUGAACUUCGAAUGCAUCGACCUUUAAUGGUGCAAACAGAGGACCAGUAUAUCUUCCUAAACCAGUGUGUUUUGGACAUUAUUAAAUCCCAAAGAAACAAAAAAUCAGACCUUAUCUACCAAAACACAACAGCAAUGGCAAUCUAUGAAAAUUUUGCACCAACACCAGGUUUUGAGAAGGCAAAUGGCUACCAUGCAUAA